Molecule: messenger RNA, 4729 nt
Organism: Daucus carota subsp. sativus
Lineage: Eukaryota; Viridiplantae; Streptophyta; Magnoliopsida; Apiales; Apiaceae
Product: pentatricopeptide repeat-containing protein At5g55840
Exons: 5
Coding region: 111-3521 (1136 amino acids)
Molecular function (GO): protein binding
Source: RefSeq, a predicted model, not a curated record
UACUCUGUGAAUUUUUUCCAUAACACUGACACUGCGUAUAUCCCUGUUCUUCGCUGCGAUGAAUUGAAUACCUAUGUAUAUGAUUUUGGUGGAGAAGGGUAGCAAGAUUAAUGUUUACACAUAUAAGAACUUCCAAAAGAUUCAAACUUUUUCCUCAAAGAAGCCCAAAGUUUCAAGCUUUAUCUCGAAUGGGCUUUUCCACAAAUUUCAAGAACAUGAUAGAUAACAAUCAAACUGCAAGACUCGACCCACAAAUUUCUGGUUUGGAGCUGGAAAAUAGUGUUUAUAAUGUUUUAACAGUUAACAGAUGGGAGUCUUUGAACUUUAUGAACUAUAAAAUGGCCUCACUUAGGCCAGUUCAUGGGAGGUUAGCUUUGAAAUUUCUUAAGUGGGUCAUUAAGCAACCUGGUAUGGAACUUACCCAUGUUACUCAAAUGUAUUGUAUUACUACCCAUAUUCUUGUUAGAGCUAGAAUGUAUGAUUCUGCCAAGUUGAUUCUUGAACAUUUGGCUCAAAUGGGUGUUGGGUCGCAUUCAGUUUUUGGUCAUCUUAUGGGUACUUACUCUCUUUGCAAUUCGAAUCCGGCGGUUUUUGAUCUUUUGAUCAGGAUUUAUGUUAGGAAAUUGAUGGUGGAGGAAGCGUUAGAGGUUUAUCGUUUAGUGGGUAAGAGGGGGUUUAGGCCGUCAGUGUACACUUGUAAUAUGUUGUUGAGGGCAUUGGCGAAUGGUGAGUUUGGAGGGUCUGUGUGGUCGUUUUUCAGGGAAAUGCUUGCGGGGAAUAUUUGCCCCAACGUUGUUACGUUUAAUAUACUUUUGCAUAUUCUGUGUGUUGAAGGAAAGCUUAAAAAAGCUGGAUAUCUUCUUAAGAAGAUGGAAGGUAGUGGUUAUAGUCCUACUGUGGUUACCUAUAAUACUUUGCUCAACUGGUACUGCAAGAAGGGAAGAUAUAAAGCAGCUUUUGAGCUUAUUGAUCAGAUGGGCCGUAGGGGUCUCAAAGCAGAUGUGUGUACAUAUAAUAUGCUUAUAGAUGAUCUAUGUCAACACUGUAGGAGUUCAAAAGGGUAUUUGUUGUUAAAAAAGAUGAGAAAAAAGAUGUUAUUUCCUAAUGUAGUCACCUAUAACACUCUCAUUAAUGGGUUUGUGAAGGAAGGGAAGGUUGAUGUUGCUAGUCGGAUCUUUAGGGAGAUGUUGGAAUGCAAUGUAUUACCUAACCACGUCACUUAUAAUUCCUUGAUUUAUGGGCACUGUCAGGAAGGCAGAUUUGUAGAAGCUUCAGAACUUCUGAGGAAAAUGGAAGGCAUUGGAUUGAAACCUAAUGAAGUUAGUUAUGGGGGUGUCUUGGAUGGGCUAUGUAGACAUGAAAAAUUAGAAUUAGCAAGAAGUCUUUUUAAUAGGAUGAAAUUAAAUGGAUUAAGAGUUAAUAAAAUUUUGUAUACAAUGUUGAUAGAUGGGCUAUGCAAAGCUGGAAUGCCCGAGGAAGCUGUUCAGUUGCUUGUUGACAUGUUCAAGGAUGGUCUCAGUCCUGAUGUCAUUACAUAUUCCGCACUUGUGAAUGGAUUUUGCAAGGCAAUGAAGGUUUGUAAUGUAAAGGAAAUCAUAUGCAAGAUGUAUAGAACUGGAGUUGAACAUAAUAGCGUCAUAUACUCCACACUAAUCUACAACUCUUGCAAGAAAAACAACUUGCACGAAGCAAUGAAAGUAUAUGCAGCAAUGAGUCACAGUGAUCACCAGGUGGACCUUUUUACAUGUAAUACUCUCGUUUCUUGUCUUUCUAGGGUUGGAAAGCCAGAGGAGGCAGUGGAUUUCAUGCAUCACAUGAGAAAUAUCCAUCAGUUUCCUAGUGCAGUUACUUAUGAUUGUAUUAUUAAUGGAUUUGCAAAUGAAGGCAAGGCACUAGAAGCAAUUUCCCUGUUUGAUGAAAUGGUAAAGUCUGGUCAUCACCCUAGCCUUUAUACGUAUGGGGCUCUACUUAAAGGACUAUGCAGAGGAGGAAAUUUCGAGGAGGCUAUGGAAUUCUUCUCUAAAAUCCAACAUAUACCUGGCGUGGUAGAUAUCUUUGCGUAUAACACGCUAAUGGCUGAAACAUGUAGAUUUGGUAAUUUGCGAGUAGCUCUGAUGCUUAUGGAUGAGAUGGUUCAAAAUGAUGUUCUUCCUGAUAGUUAUACGUACACCAGUGUUCUUGGGGGGUUGUGUAGAAAGGGUAGGGUGGUCACUGCGAUUUGUAUGUUUGAAGAGUUGAUCAGAAAAAGAACUUUAUUUCCUAAUCAGGUUAUGUAUACAUGUUUAAUCGAUGGGCUUUUUAAGGCAGGUUUGUCAAAGGCUGCUGCAUAUUACCUUGAGCAGAUGUUGGAGAAAGGUCUUUUUCCUGAUACUAAUGCACUUAAUGCAAUGAUAGAUGGUUACUCUAGAAUAGGGAACAUGACUAAUAUGCAGGCCUUAUUUUCAAUGAUGAAAGGUGGAGAUCUGUACCCAAAUAUAAUUACAUAUAAUAUUAUCUUGCACGGAUAUUCUCAACAAAGAGAUUUAUCAAGGUGCUUUGAAGUUUAUAAGAUUCUUGUUAAAAGCGGAUUUGUUCCGGAUAACUUGACAAAUCAUUCUCUUUUAAAUGGGCUUUGUAAGUCGGGCAUGCUAGACAUUGCAGUUAAGACUUUAAAAAAGAUGAUUACUGAGGGUGCUUUAGUUGAUAAGAGGACAUUUAAUAUGCUAAUAGCUGAGUGUUGUGAAAAACAUUGCAUGAUGAAAGCCUUUGAUUUGCUGAACAUAAUGAAGUUAAUAGGGGAAUUUCCUGAUGAAGAUACUUAUGCUUCACUGAUUCUUGGUCUCAAUAAGAAACAAGAUUAUUGUAGUUCACAUAAGAUUUUGCACGAGAUGCUGAACAAAGGUUUUACUCCUACAGAAAAACAGUAUGUCUCGCUUAUUACUGGUAUGUGUCGAGUUGGAGACUGUCAAAGAGCAUUUAAACUAAAGGAUGAAAUGGAAGCUCUUGGUGUUGGCUCAAGAGAGAUAGCUGGGAGUGCCAUAGUUAGAGGGCUAGUGCAGCGGGGUAAGAUGGAAGAAGCAGCAUUUGUUCUUGAUUGUAUGCUUAGGGGUAAAAUAGUUCCGACUAUUGCGACGUUUACAAGUCUAAUGCAUAUAUUCUGCAAGAAGCAUAAGUUCAAUGAAGCACUUAAUUUAAAAGAUGUAAUGGAACUUCAUGGUGUAAAACUUGAUGUCGUUGCAUACAAUGUAAUGAUUACUGGCCUUUGUGCUGUUGGAGAAGCUGAUCAUGCUUUUGAGCUGUAUGAAGAGAUGAAACAAAAAGGUCUCUGCCCUAAUACCACAUCAUUUUAUGUUCUCGUAAAGGCUGUUUCCGAAGAUAAAUUUUCUUUGAAGGGUGAAAUGCUCCUUAUAGAUAUGCGGGAAAGGGGACUACUGUCGGAAGAUAAUAUUACACAAGGUCUGCAGGAAGGUUUAGUGGUUGCUAUGGAGAAGUUGGAAAGUUUAAGGCACAGAAGACGGGUACCCAGUGCUAAGAGUAGAUAAUAAACUUGUGCCAUGUUACAGAUCUCGGGUCAGAUGGACCCGAUCCCUUUUGGUGAAAUCUUCCCACUGUCUCUUCAACUCGGUGAACGCCCGGGAGCUGGUGAGGUUCGAACCCCUGACUUUUUAAAACUCGGUGGACGCCCGGGAGCUGGUGAGGUUCGAACACUUGACCCUUUGAAACUCGGUGAACGCCUGGGAGCUGGUGAGGUUCGAACGCCUGACCCUUUGAAUCAAGGCAAGAACCCGUUUCCACUGGGACAACUCUCACACUCAAGAUUCCUAUAGUUUUUGGAGUUGCUUGAUGGGAUUUCAGCGCAAACAAUAUCAGUCUUUUGCAGUUUGACGAAAGUGUAAGUGCAUUCUGGAGAUAGUAGGGUGUGCCAGACUGCCAGUGCCUCUGUGUUGGGCCAAUAUCUAUAGGGUGUUGUUGAUGUUAAUGAUACUAACACUAUGAACAGGUAAGCAUGUUUCAUAUGUGAAUGUCCUCAUCAGGGUAAGAAAAACAAAUUUUUUAUUUUUUUUAUCAUCAUUAUGUUUGUGAAGAUUGAAGAGUAUCAGAAAUCAACUAGAUUUUCUGUUGGGCUAAUGACAAAUGUUAAGGGAAUUUAGUAUAAGGGAAAAGCCAGGUCUUUUGUUAAAUGUCUUACACGGGAGGUAUAAUUUCUUUAUGCUGCUUGGUUUUCUAAUAUAAUCAUGACCGUCGCUUGAUUAUUUUGCUUAUUUUUUUUGUUAUUACCCAUCAGAUUUAGCAUCUUCCAAUGUCUAGCCGACUGUAGCAUGGAGAGAUAAGCUUGUGUGCGCGCACACACCCAAUCAUACUUGAAAACAGGAGGCAAAUGUGGAUCUCAGACGCUAUAAAUUCACUAAGAGAUAUUGGAAUUUGAGGAAUCCUGACGCCUGACGGGAGCAUUAAUAUGAUCUAGUGCUCUACAAAGGUACAUUUUCAAAAGGGGUGACUAUAAAUUUCAUGAAUCUGCACCCAACAAGGGAGGCACAAAGAUUAAGCUGUCUUGAAAGAAGUUUUAAAUGGGAUACACUCAUGAUUUUGGUUGUUUUAUUUCAUUGCUCUAAAUUUAAUAAAGCAUUGCCAUCCGCAUGGCAGACAGAAUAUAACAAUAUUUUUAGGACUUGGCUUCCUUAAGUUGACAUUGUAAGAUAUAUUUUUUAAAUUUUGCUACCAUAAUUUGUAUUCUUCUGUUAAUUUUUUA